CGCUGCGUGUGGGAGGCAGGAACGAGGUGUCCGCCAUUACUGCCCGCACCCCCGCGCCCUCCCCGCCGCCUUUAGGACACCAGGGCCCCGCCGGUACCACGGGUUGUCCCAAAGUUGUUGCCUACGGGAGUUCUCGGGGGGCUGUCCGAGAGUUAGAGCUUCCGGGAGGCAUCGGUGGGCGGAACGCGGGGAGGGAGCCGCGGGACGGAGGGAGCCGAUUGGGGGCGUACCGAGGCACUGUGGGGGAACGGUUUGAGCGAUGGACCGCGGCGCCGGAUGAUGGCGGCGAUUCCGAAGGUGCUGUGCUCGGAGAAGGGAGUGUUGCUCAGGCAGGUGCUUGCCCUCAGCAGAGCAGCAACACCCAGACAAAACCGUCUAUGUGCUGCAGGUGAUGCACUCCUGAGUUGCCACAGAUCCUACAGAUCCCGACCUACACAUGGAAUUGGGAAGUUUAAAUACCUGCUCCCAAAGGAGGUUCCAAAGAGGAGAAAGGAAAAGGUGCAGAUGAAAGAGAUCAGUGCUGGCACUGAGUACCAGUAUGGAGAUGUCAACAUCCAGAUGACUUCCUAUGAUCUGUGCCUGGUGGAGCAUUUUGCUCAGUAUGUCCAUAGACUCUGCAACCGGCUCUCAGUCCAGGUCAAUGAGAGCUAUGCCAUGCCCACCAAAACCAAUGAGGUGCUGUUCCUGGAAGAGAGGGGAUCCAAAAUGCAGCUGGAUGCAGUCCUGACCACCCACCAGAGGGUUGUCCAGAUCCGUGGUUUGAGUUCAACGUUUGCUCCCAUACUCCUGGAAAUCAUUCAGAGUAACCAGCCUGAGGGGGUCCAUCUGUUAGUGAAACAGCACACGGAAGCCGAUUUCAAGAGCCGACUGAAGUCUCGACCACAGCUGGAAGAGCUGCUGGCACAGAUGUCCUGAGGUGAGGAACAAGGUGCCAUCCAUGGGCUGUUCCAGCCUCCAGAGGGUGCUUCCUAUGCUUCCUACUGAUCACUCGGUGAAUUGGAAGGAAUUCCCAGUGUCAGCAACCAGCUUGUCCCAAUAAAAAAAAUAAUGCAUUUG
This is a messenger RNA of Corvus hawaiiensis (hawaiian crow), 1056 nucleotides long. RefSeq names its product mitochondrial ribosomal protein L48 (gene MRPL48). Bases 277 to 915 code for a protein of 212 amino acids. Gene Ontology annotation, cellular component: mitochondrial ribosome. The record is from RefSeq and is a predicted model, not a curated record. The transcript is spliced from 8 exons. Lineage: Eukaryota; Metazoa; Chordata; Aves; Passeriformes; Corvidae.